Molecule: messenger RNA, 1485 nt
Organism: Hansenula ciferrii
Lineage: Eukaryota; Fungi; Ascomycota; Saccharomycetes; Phaffomycetales; Wickerhamomycetaceae
Gene: SPT20
Product: Spt20p
Exons: 1
Coding region: 1-1485 (494 amino acids)
Biological process (GO): regulation of transcription by RNA polymerase II
Cellular component (GO): SAGA complex
Molecular function (GO): transcription coregulator activity
Source: RefSeq, a predicted model, not a curated record
AUGUCUGUUAACCAACAAGAAAACAACAAACGAUCUUUCAAUGAUAUGAAAGUUGGAAUACCCGUCAAUGGGAUCCCAGUUAAUGGUACUCGUGGUCAAUUUGCACAACAACAAGCUGUCGCUGCUGCUCAAGCUCAAGCUCAACAUCGUUCAUCUCCAUUAGCUCAACAACAACGUCAACAACAUCAAUUAAAUGGUAAUACUCAUAGUCUGAGAAGCCCCGUUCAAAGAAGAAAUUAUAAAUUUGCAGAAACUACACAAGAUUUAUUGAAAAAAUAUGAAAAUGCUGAACCAAGUCUUGAGUUUCACAUACAUGAAAAUCAUUAUAGGUUUGGGAAUCAAGAUGGUAACAUAUCCAAGAAUAGUCAACUGGUUAAAGAUUUUUUAGAAUAUGUUGCAAGAGAAGAGAUACCGCAUGCUAUCGUGGAAGUUUUGAGAGAUGCUGGUAUAAGGUUUUAUGAAGGUUGUAUUAUACUCAGGAUUUAUGAUCAUAGAAAUUCAAUAGAGAAAGAAAUCAUCAAUGAAACUACAAAACAAAAAGAAACCAAAAAAAUACCAAGAUCUUUUAAAACAUUACUAAAGCCUACUCAAUUAUCAUUAUUUUAUGAUUUACUAUAUCAAACAGAUUCUGCUUUACAAAGGUUUAGUGAUCAUUUGGGUAUAUCAAUGGAAUCUGAAAUUCUAACAUUAACAAAGAGAAAUCUUGAUUUAAGCGUACCUUUAAAUCCAUAUAAUUUAUCUUCUGAACUAAGGCCAAAAUCUGAAUAUCCAAAAAUUAAUAAAGAAACUGGUGAAGUGAUACAUAAUCAUAGAUUAGAAUCUACAGAUCCAAAUUCAAAAGCUUUCAAGCCAUUCAAAGACUUACAUGAUGAUUUACCACAACAAAACUCCGAAUAUGAACAAUUCAUGUUGAUCAUGAAUGAUAGAGGUCAUGGAUCAUUAGGUGAUACAGGUAGUGAUCCAAGUCAAUUUACAAGAUUAAGAUUUGUUGAACAAUAUAGAUUGAAGAAGGAAAAAAUGAAACAACAAACAAUGUCUGCAAAUUUAACAAGUCGACCAUUUGGUUCAAAUAGUGGUAGUUUAACACCUGGUCAACAACAACAGUUACAACAACAACGUUUAUUACAAUUACAACAACAACAAAGAAUGCAAGGAAUGAGUCCAUUACAACAACAACAACAUUUAUUAAAUCAACAAAAAACCUUGGCUCAGCAACAAUUACAACAACAACAAUCACAAGGGAAACAAUCACAAGGAAAUCAAAGUGGUAAACAAGAAAAUGUUGACGAAGAUGGUAAGAAAGUUAAAAAACCUAAGAAACCAACAAAAAAACAACAAGCAGCAGCAGCAGCAGCAGGGAAAACUUUACCUGGAUAUUCUGGGAAGACUCUGCCAGGUGAAGAACAACAACCAGCACCAAAAAAAAAAAGAGGAUCAUAUAAAAAGAAGAAUAAAGAUCCAAAUGCUGCAAAUAAUAAGAGUUGA